UAUGCUGAUAACACCUGCUAUUCUUACGAUAAACUUGCAUACAAACAAAUGCUUACAACGUACCUGAAAUUUUUAGUCGCCCACGUUUAAUGAUAAUUCUGUGCAGGUUGUAAAAAUGCAAUAAAAUUCAUUCUCCAUUGAAAUCAGUAAAAUAUUAGCAGUGCAGGGAGAAUGAAAAAUGGAGUUCUCUGAAAUUCCUAACGAAAGAAAAUUAGACUGUUUUGUGAAACCUUAUGAAAUGUGUUGUACACCCUAUUACAAAUUGGAUUUUAGCGAAAUUACAAAAGAAAUGUGUAAUGAUGAAAAAAUUAAAAUUAACAUUGCAAACCAAAUGAAGGUUUGCAAAAUAAUAAUCGUUGGAGAUGUCUCUGUUGGAAAAACUUCGAUUGUCAACAGGUUCUGUAGAAAGAUGUUUGAUAGUUCAUACAAAUCGACAAUAGGAGUUGAUUUCGAAACAGAAAGGUUUUAUAUUCUAGGAAUACCUUUCAAUUUACAAAUAUGGGAUACUGCUGGUCAGGAGCGAUUCAAGAGCAUAGCCCAGUCUUACUACAGAAAUUCACAUGUUGUUAUUGUCGUUUUUGAUUUAUCUAAGCCAGAAACUCUUUCGAACACACGGAGAUGGUUCUUCGACGCAAUGCAAACUUGCGGCGAUAUGUUGCCGUAUGUGUUUUUAGUUGGAACUAAGAAAGACUUGAUGGGUGGAUUCGCAUAUAAGAAUUCUGAGCUGAAUGCUGUAACUAUGGCGAAAGCUAUAAAUGCUGAAUAUUGGCCAGUAUCUUCGAAAAGCGGAGAGAAUAUAGACAAACUGUUCGCUAGAAUAGCGGUACUAGCUUUCGAUGACUCUGCUAAGAAUGAAUUAUUGAAACCCAAGAAGGUUUCUAUUGGUUCAGAAUUGAUUUCUUUCAAGAAUAAUAAAAAAGUUGCUUCCAAAAGUAACUCCAUGUGUACGAAUUGCAAGAGAAGUUGAAGAGAAACGGAAGGGAAUUACAAGUUAGGCCUUGUUUAUGCUGGCCGGGCUUAUUGCCUAACCCCUUAUGGAUUUUCGCCUUUCGAGAAAUAUAAAAAUUUUAGAUUUUAAGGUUUGUUUCUGCUGGCCAGUAACCUCAACUUUUAUAUAUAGUUGUAUUUAUUGCAGUUUAACAUCCAAAAUCCUGCAAAUUUUAAGUUUACUCCUAGAGUUAGGGACUAGGGAACAAGUUAUGGGCCAGCAUAAACAAGGCCUCAGUGUUUAUUUUCCUUCUUCAAUGUUAGUUUUCAGAUUUGGAUUGUACAAACAAGUAAUUUACUAUAUAAUAACAAUAAAUUCUAUAAAGAGCAAAAUUGUU
Messenger RNA from Coccinella septempunctata (seven-spotted ladybird), 1325 nucleotides. It is a transcript of the gene RabX5, whose product is annotated as ras-related protein Rab-36. Gene Ontology annotation, molecular function: GTPase activity; GTP binding. The record is from RefSeq and is a predicted model, not a curated record. The transcript has 6 exons. NCBI's taxonomy places the organism in Eukaryota, Metazoa, Arthropoda, Insecta, Coleoptera, Coccinellidae. The coding region runs from base 179 to 967 and encodes 262 amino acids.